Messenger RNA from Penicillium paradoxum, 1287 nucleotides. Its product is annotated as ribose phosphate diphosphokinase subunit PRS5. NCBI's taxonomy places the organism in Eukaryota, Fungi, Ascomycota, Eurotiomycetes, Eurotiales, Aspergillaceae. The record is from RefSeq and is a predicted model, not a curated record. Gene Ontology annotation, biological process: 5-phosphoribose 1-diphosphate biosynthetic process; purine nucleotide biosynthetic process. The coding region runs from base 1 to 1287 and encodes 428 amino acids. Gene Ontology annotation, molecular function: ribose phosphate diphosphokinase activity; magnesium ion binding. The transcript has 3 exons. Gene Ontology annotation, cellular component: cytoplasm; ribose phosphate diphosphokinase complex.
AUGGUUCGCAAUCUUGUUGUCAUUGGAGGCAACUCCCACCCUCAGUUGACUCAGAGCAUUUGCGGUGUCCUCGGUAUUCCUCCGGCCGAGGUUCUGCUCUCUAAGUUCGCAGUUGGUGAGACCCGAGUGGAGAUUCAGGAGUCCGUCCGUGAAAAGGAUGUUUAUAUCAUUCAAUCUGGCGGUGGCAAAGUCAACGACCACUUGCUAGAGCUUCUUAUCACCAUCUCCGCCUGCAAAACCGCCUCGGCCCGUCGAGUUACGGCUGUUCUCCCUCUUUUCCCCUACUCUCGUCAAAGCGAUAUUCCUUACGAUAAGGCCGGUGCCCCUCUCGUUAAGGCAAAUUUGGGGGGCAAGCCCACCAAUGGCUACACAUUCGAGAGCACCCCUCCGACCCCAGGCCCCGGAAAGCCUGAGGGUCUGGGCUUGAUGAAUGGCAUUGAAAACCUCCAGAAGGGACUUGCCAAAGCUCAGAUUGAGGAAAGCACUGGUAGCCCUGUGAAGCGGCGGGGCAAUGCUUUGCCCCGCAGUGACACAACGGAUUCCCUCAAGUCCCUGUCCAACGGAAACGAUGAUACAGCGAGCAGCACCUCCUCCAAGAUCAAUUCCUUCCAGCCGCGUCCCGGUUACAAACAGUGGGUUGCACAGGCCGGCACCCUGGUGGCAGACCUGCUCACCUGCGCCGGCGCCGACCACAUCAUCACCAUGGAUUUGCACGAUCCACAGUACCAAGGAUUCUUCGAUAUUCCUGUCGACAAUCUCUAUGGCCGACCCCUCUUGAAGAGCUACAUCCAGCGUAACAUUCCCAAUUACAAACAAGCGGUGAUUGUUAGCCCCGAUGCCGGCGGUGCCAAGCGCGCCACUGCAAUUGCUGACCAAAUGGGCAUGGAGUUUGCUCUCAUCCACAAGGAGCGCCGCCCUACCAAGAUCACCGAUCGCCAGAAUGCUACAAUGAUGUUGGUCGGCGAUGUCCGCGAUCGGACAGCCAUUCUGAUUGAUGAUCUGGCGGACACUUCGAACACGAUUACUCGUGCUGCCAAGUUGCUCAAGAAGGAGGGCGCAUCUCAAGUAUACGCCCUUGUCACCCACGGCAUCCUGAGUGGUGACGCUAUCGACCGUAUCAACGCUAGCGCCCUUGACAAGGUUGUUGUGACCAAUAGCGUGGAUCAGGUUGACCACUUGCGUCGCUGCCCCAAGCUGGAAGUCUUGGAAGUCGGCCACGUUUUCGGCGAGGCUAUCCGCCGUGUGCACCACGGUGAGAGCAUCAGUGUUCUCUUCCAGUAUGACUGA